Molecule: messenger RNA, 5353 nt
Organism: Kogia breviceps (pygmy sperm whale)
Lineage: Eukaryota; Metazoa; Chordata; Mammalia; Artiodactyla; Physeteridae
Source: RefSeq, a predicted model, not a curated record
GGGCGCAGGAAACCAGCUGCUUUCGUGGACGUGUCUGACACCCGCUCUCAGGACGGGACGCGUGUCACUCCUGCCCCACCCCCAGGGGCAGGCAGAUCUGAGAAGCGUGGACGGGGUCAGCAAGGCCUCCUCCAACCCCUCACCUCAGUGCGAGGUGAGGGGGAGCAGCCGUUGCCCCGGAAGACGACCGUAUCGCUGAGCUGUGGAGCAGGGCCGCUGCAGGUGAUCCUGGGCCCAGAGCAAGCCACGGUGCUAGACUGCGGUCUGGGGGCGGCUACUGCAGGACAACCCCCCAGCGUCACAUGGAGCAAGGAUGGAGGCGUCCUGCCCGAGCACAGCGACCUUCGCCUGCUACCCAAUGGCUCCCUGUGGCUGUCCCAGCUGCCAGCUCCUGACGGCACUGACCCUGGGGCUUCAGAGGUCAUUGAGGGCAGCUAUUCCUGCCUGGCCCGCAGCCCCGCUGGAGUGGUGGCCAGCCAGGCUGCGGUGGUCAAGCUUGCCACACUUGCAGGCUUCUCCCUGCACCCGCAGUCUCAGACGGUGGAGGAGAACGGGACCGCUCGGUUUCAGUGCCACAUCGAAGGGCUGCCAGCACCUGUCAUUACUUGGGAGAAGGACCAGGUGACGGUGCCUGAGGAGCCUCGGCUCAUCACCCUUCCCAAUGGGGUCCUCCAGAUCCUGGACGUUCAGGAAGGUGAUGCAGGCUCCUACCGCUGCGUGGCCACCAACUCAGCAAACCAGCGCUUCAGCCACGAGGCCCUCCUCCGCGUGGCCCACAGAGGGUCCCUGGCAUCCAUCGGGGGGCAGGACGUGGUCAUUGUGGCAGCCCCGGAGAACACCACCGUGGUUUCUGGCCAGAGUGUGGUGAUGGAGUGUGUGGCCUCUGCUGACCCCACCCCUUUCGUGUCCUGGGUCCGACAGGAUGGGAAGCCCAUCUCCACCGAUGUCAUCGUCCUGGGCCGCACCAACCUACUAAUCACCAGCGCGCAGCCCCGGCACUCCGGCGUCUACGUCUGCCGAGCUAACAAGCCCCGCACGCGCGACUUCGCAACCGCAGCCGCAGAGCUCCGCGUGCUGGCCGCCCCUGUCAUCUCGCAGGCGCCGGAGGCGCUGUCGCGGACGCGGGCGAGCACCGCGCGCUUCGUGUGCCGCGCGUCCGGGGAGCCGCGGCCCACGCUGCGCUGGCUUCACGACGGAGAGCCGCUGCGGCCCAACGGGCGCGUCAAGGUGCAGGGCGGCGGCGGCAGCCUGGUCAUCACGCAGAUCGGCCUGCAGGACGCCGGCUACUACCAGUGCGUGGCCGAGAAUGGCGCGGGCACAGCGUGCGCCGCCGCGCCUCUGGCUGUAGUGGUGCGCGAGGGGCUGCCCAGCGCCCCCACGCGGGUCACCGCCACACCGCUGAGCAGCUCCGCCGUUCUGGUGGCCUGGGAGCGGCCCGAGCUGCACAGCGAGCAGAUCAUCGGCUUCUCCCUCCACUACCAGAAGGCACGGGGCAUGGACAACGUGGAAUACCAGUUUGCAGUGAACAAUGACACCACUGAGCUACAGGUUCGGGACCUGGAACCCAACACAGACUAUGAGUUCUACGUGGUGGCCUACUCGCAGCUGGGGGCCAGCCGCACCUCCACCCCAGCACUGGUCCACACACUGGAUGAUGUCCCCAGUGCAGCGCCCCAGCUCUCCCUGUCCAGCCCCAACCCCUCGGACGUCAGGGUGGUGUGGCUGCCCCUGCCCCCCAGCCUGAGCAAUGGGCAGGUGGUGAAGUACAAGAUAGAGUACGGUUUGGGAAAGGAAGAUCAGAUUUUCUCCACCGAGGUGCCAGGGAACGAGACACAGUUUACACUGAACUCGCUUCAGCCCAACAAGGUGUAUCGAGUGCGGAUUUCGGCCGGCACAGGGACCGGCUAUGGGGCCCCCUCCCAGUGGAUGCAGCACAGGACGCCCAGUGUGCACAACCAGAGCCACGUCCCUUUUGCCCCUGCAGAGCUGAAGGUACGGGCAAGGAUGGAGUCCCUGGUCAUAUCAUGGCAGCCACCCCCUCACCCCGCUCAGAUCUCUGGCUACAAACUGUACUGGCGAGAGGUGGGGACAGAGGAGGAGGCAGAUGGCGAGGGCCCUCCAGGGGGCCGUGGAGACCAGGCUUGGGAUGUGGGGCCUGUCCGGCUCAAGAAGAAAGUGAAGCAGUAUGAGCUGACCCAGCUAGUCCCUGGCCAGCUGUACGAGGUGAAGCUCGUGGCAUUCAACAAACACGAGGAUGGCUAUGCGGCAGUGUGGAAGGGCAAGACGGAAAAGGCUCCCACCCCAGACCUGCCCAUCCAGAGAGGGCCACCCCUGCCCCCCGCCCAUGUCCAUGCGGAAUCAAACAGCUCCACAUCCAUUUGGCUUCGGUGGAAAAAACCAGACUUCACUACAGUCAAGAUUGUCAACUACACGGUGCGCUUCAGCCCCUGGGGGCUCAGGAAUGCCUCCCUGGUCACCUAUUACACCAGCUCUGGAGAAGACAUCCUCAUUGGCGGGCUGAAGCCAUUCACCAAAUAUGAGUUUGCGGUACAGUCCCACGGCGUGGACAUGGACGGGCCUUUCGGCUCCGUAGUGGAGCGCUCCACCUUGCCUGACCGGCCCUCCACGCCCCCAUCCGACCUGCGCCUGAGGCCCCUGACGCCGUCCACUGUUCGGCUGCACUGGUGCCCCCCCUCAGAGCCCAACGGCGAGAUCGUGGAGUAUCUGAUUCUCUACAGCAGCAACCGUACCCAGCCUGAGCACCAGUGGACCCUGCUCACCACCGAGGGAAACAUCUUCAGUGCUGAGGUCCACGGCCUCGAGAGCGACACUAGGUACUUCUUCAAGAUGGGAGCGCGCACGGAGGUGGGGCCUGGGCCCUUCUCUGGCCUGCAGGAUGUGAUUACUCUCCAGGAAAAGCUCUCAGACUCUUUGGACGUGCACUCCGUCACGGGCAUCAUCGUGGGCGUCUGCCUGGGCCUCCUCUGCCUCCUGGCCUGCAUGUGCGCUGGCCUGCGCCGUGGCCCCCACCGGGAAGCCCUCCCGGGCCUGUCCUCCACGGCCACUGCUGGGAACCCCACGCUGUACUCCCGAGCUCGUCUUGCCCCACCCAGCCCCCCGGCUGCCCAUGAACUGGAGUCCCUCGUGCACCCCCGUCCCCAGGAUUGGUCCCCACCGCCCUCAGACAUCGAGGACAGGGCUGAAGUGCACAGCCUUAUGGGUGGUGGCGGUCCUGACUGCCGGGGUCACUCCAAGAGAAAGAUCUCCUGGGCUCAGCACGGUGGGCUGAGCUGGGCAGGUUCCUGGGCGGGCUGUGAGCUGCCCCAGGCAGGCCCCAUGCCCUCUCUGACCCGGGCCCUGCUGCCCCCUGCCGGAACCGGGCAGACGCUGUUGCUGCAGGCUCUGGUGUAUGAUGCCAUAAAGGGCAAUGGGAGGAAGAAGCCGCCCCCAGCCUGCAGGAACCAGGUGGAGGCCGAAGUCAUUGUCCACUCUGACUUUAGCGCAUCCAAAGGGAACCCUGACCUCCACCUCCAAGACCAGGAACCUGAGGAUCCGCUGCCUUCAGAGGCUGCUGACCUCACUUUGGGUGUUAUGGAUCUCAGGCAAGGGGCAGACCGGCUGGACAGGGAGCUGGGAGGGUGUGAGCAGGCAAGCCCUGGGCCAGACAGACUUACCUGCCUGCCAGAGGCAGCCAGUGCUUCUUGCCCCUACCUGGACCUCCAGCCCAGUGAGGCUCUGCAGGAGGCCCCAGGGAACAGCUGCCAGCCAAAGGCCCCCUGCCCUCCGGCAGCCAGCCCAGGCCUGCCCAGAGCCCCAGUCUCCUCCUCUGCUUAGUUCCCUUGAGGGCACAGUUUGGGGCAGGCUGGUAUGGAUCAUGGGACAUGACACGUGUGACCACACAUGUACACGUGUCUGCCUGCAGGUACUGACCAUCAUCAAGCCAUUUGGAGCCUCCUAGGGUGCUUUGGCUCAGGGGAGAGGAAGAAGUGGAUUAUUCACUCUUCCCCAGCCAUGCUCUGUGACACGUGCGGUAGGCAAGAGACACGUGAAGCACAGCUAUACGUGCUGUACACGUGUGAAGCGCGUGUGCGUGUGCUGGUUGGUGAGCUGGGAAACCUUGGCCGGGGCAGUGGUCACUACGGCCUACUCCAUCCUCCAGGUCAGGACAGUGCCCAGCCCUGUGGGCCCCCACCUCUGUCACCCAGCCUUUUAUUACACACUCUGAGAGUGUCUCCAGUGCCCUGUCUGACAGAGAUAGCCCCAGCCCACUUCCUGUCUGGCUGGGCUGAGUGCAAGCGGGCUCUGAAUGCCUAACGCUUUAGCUGCAUCACCUCUGCCAUGUCCCCGGUGCCCAAGUUGAGAGGGUGAUUCUGGCUCCCCUCAGAGCAACUCUGCAUCUAGUGUUGGAAUUGGGCAAGUGCCUGGUUUUGAAAAUCUGCUUUCUCUUGCUCUCCCCUCCUUCCUCCCCGCUCACUCCUCCACUGUCUGUCUCCCAGUCCCCCUGCUCUCCCAAUCCUAUAGUGCCCUUCUCUUCCUCCCUGAUAUCCUUUCCUUUCCUCUCUGCGCUUUCUCUGUCUCCGCUUUCCGUCUGUCUCUGCUGUCUCUCCCACCUCUCCCACACUGUGUCAUGUGGUUCUCCUGCCUGGGUUCAAUCUCUGCAUCCUUUCCUAACAACAUGACUACCUCAUGUCUGUUCAAGGCCAGAGCGUGACUCCUGUGUCUGCCAUUCACUUCAGCCAUCAUCCUCCCACCCCCUUCCCAUCUGUGCCUCCAUAGGCCCCCUCGCCAGGCAAACUGCCUACCCCCAGUGCAGGUUUGGAAAAGACGUUUCAGCUUCCCUUGCAUCUUUCUGCCUGUGAUUGAGAUCGGAGGGUUCUCCUUGGAGGGGAUAAAUGCAAGUCAUACAAGCGGGUUUUUGAGACAAGGAAAGGAGAACACGACCCAGAUGCUUGGGGUAGAAUUACUCCCUCCCUUCUAGGAAGGCAGGCAGAUUUGCUGGAUGGAGGGGUUUGGGGACCUUCAACCUCCCAGUUGAAGCUAGAAGGGUAGAAGGGGAUGGAAAUUAGGGGUUCCAUGGCCCCACCGCUUCCCAUUCUGCGCACCUUGAACAUGAGCUGACGGCAUGGAGGUGGAAGGAAUCGCAUCCUCUUGUGGUACUGGAAGGGAGGGCUUCACACAGGACAAGGGUGAUGGGCUCAUUUCAUUUUGUCUUUUCUUUAAAUUCAAUCCUGAAGUCAUUUUCUGUUGACCCACCACACAGGGACAAGCUUGACUUCUGUUUCCUGUGGAGAGAAAACAAGGUCAUUUAUUUGAUUUUGCACCUCAGCCUCUCAUAGGAGCAUCGAGUAUGCGG